UUGUAAACAAGAUUCAGGGUGCCAUGCAAGAGGAGAGGAACUGGUAAACCUUCUGCCCCAACCAAAGGAUACCCCAUGAGCAGCUGCAAGAACUGGAUGGAUGUAUUUCGGAGAGCAUGGACCCUUUAGCACAUCUAGUUAUCUAUGGAUUCACCCUGAUGCUUUCAGGUAAAGUGGAAGCAGCCCUGGAUCUGAUCCUGAUCAAUUCAUUCCCUCUGGUGGGCAACUCAGAGACAUCCCUCAUCUGCAUCACCUCCAAAUGGCGCUCCCGUGAGUCUAUCACGAUAGAUCGAGACCAGGAGGAUGUCACGAACCAGCACCGAGAGCCCCUGGAAGUUAAUGAAGACUCCAGGAGAGCAACAGCCAAAACAGUGGUGUGGAAAAGGGAGCAGGCCAGUGAAACUAUUGGAGCAUACUACUGUGAAGGAAAACUCAAGGACGAGGUGACAAGGAUACAUACUAUGAAGAUGCCGCUAGGAGCUUCAUUCCACCCAGUGGCCUUAACUGUUACAGCAAACAAGGGAGAGCAUGUGAAUAUUUCCUUCAUCAGAAUGGCAGCUAAAGAGGAAGAUGCAGUGAUCUACAAAAAUGGUUCUUUCAUUCACUCUGUGCCCAGGCACGAAGUGCCAGGUGAGCUGGAAGUGUCCUGUUCUCACGUUCAACCACAGGAUGCAGGGGUAUACUCUGCCAGAUACAUAGGAGGAAACCUCUUUACUUCUGCUUAUACAAGGCUUAUUGUAAGACGAUGUGAAGCUCAGAAAUGGGGCCCUUCCUGUAGCUUCCACUGCCCCGCUUGCAUGAAUAAUGGUGUAUGUCAUGAAGACACUGGAGAAUGCAUCUGUCCUCCUGGUUUUAUGGGAAAAACAUGUGAGAAAGCUUGUGGACCAAAUACAUUCGGCAGAACGUGUGAGGAGAGCUGUAAAGAAAACUCUGACUGCAGGAAUUAUAUGUUCUGCCUACCAGAUCCUUAUGGUUGUUCUUGUGCCUCAGGAUGGAUGGGACUGGAAUGUGACAAAGAAUGCAAACCUGGCUUUUAUGGGUCUGAUUGCAAACUCAAAUGUAAUUGUCACAAUCGAGGAACGUGUGACAGAUUCAAGGGCUGCAUCUGCUCCUUUGGCUGGCAUGGUCUGCAAUGUGAGAAAGAAGGUUCAGCAGAUCUUUCACCUCAGAUAGAAAACUUACUAGAUCCUGUGGAACUCAAUUCUGGUGUAGAGUUCAAGCCUUCCUGUAUAGCUACAGGCAUGCCACUUCCCAAAUCUGAAGAAUUUAAACUGCUGAAACAAGAUGGAACUGUCCUUAAGCCUUCCCUAAUGGUCACUGGUAAUCGGUCUGAGGCUGUGUUUACUAUCAAUCGAAUCCAGCCCCGUGAUACAGGAGUCUGGGUCUGCAGUGUGCAGACUGUGGCAGGCAUGGCAGAGAAACCAUUUCAAGUUACAGUUAAAGUUCCUCCUGUGCCACAGUAUGCCCCGAGACUGACAGACAGUGGACAUAAUUUUCUCAUUAUUGAUAUCAAUGCUGAGUCACAUCUUGGAGAUGGGCCUGUUGUUUCAACAAAACUCCUAUACAAGCCAGCAAAACGUUAUCAGUCCUGGAUGUCUGUGGAAGUGAAAGGCAGAACCAAAAGACUGGACAAUCUGGAACCAAAAACAGAGUAUCAGUUCUGUGUUCAGCUGAGCCGGCAAGGCGAAGGUGGGGAAGGUCACCCUGGACCACAGGCCAGCUUCACGACCACAGCGCUUGGUCUUCCUCCACCAGAAGGCCUCAUCCUCCUUCCAAAAAGUACGACAUCGCUGAAUUUGUCAUGGCAUCCCUUAACUCUGAGGACAGAGGAUGACAUUCAUGUUGAAGUGGAAAGGAAGAGUGUGAAUGACAACGGUGACAAGAGCAGUGUUAUCACCCAAGUGCCAGGAAAUAUGUCCACUCUGAUCAUUAAGGACCUUGAGCCUAGACAGCAUUACAUGUGCAGGGUACGGGUAAACGCCAGGUCGCAAGGAGAGUGGAGCAACUAUCUGUAUGCAUGGACUUUCAGUGACAGAAUCCCUCCUGCUCCCUACAACAUCAAGUUUUCUAACACCACAGACACGUCCUCUGUCAUCUCUUGGACAACUGCUGAGGGUCAUUCCAUCUCCUGCAUAAUCAUCAGCUACAAAAUUUACGGCAAGGCUGAGUAUAACCACAUUGAUAUCGUAAUAAAGAACACCACCAUUACUCAGUACCAUCUCAAGGGGCUUGAACCAAACACUGUAUACCAGGUACAGAUUAAUGCUCAGAAUAACAUUGGCUUGAGCAACCCAAACACAUCGUUUGAACUGAAGACUCUGCCAGAAACUAAAGCUCCAUACGAAUCGAAGGGAGGGAAAAUGCUGCUUAUUGCUAUUCUUGGCUCAGCAGGGAUGACCUGUGUAACAAUUCUCCUGGCCUUUCUCAUCAUGUUACAGCUAAAGCGAGCUAACUUCCAGCGCAGGAUGGCUCAGGCUUUCCAAAAUGUGGUGAGGGAAGAGCCAGCUGUACAGUUUAACUCAGGUACUCUCACCCUGAGUAGGAAAGCCAAAAACAGCCCAGAUCCCACUAUUUACCCUGUUCUGGAGUGGAAUGACAUCAAAUUUCAAGAUGUGAUUGGAGAAGGCAACUUCGGGCAAGUUCUGAAGGCGCGAAUUAAGAAGGAUGGCUUACGCAUGGAUGCUGCAAUUAAAAGAAUGAAAGAGUACGCAUCAAAAGAUGAUCACAGAGACUUUGCUGGAGAGCUUGAAGUUCUUUGUAAACUUGGACAUCAUCCCAACAUCAUAAAUCUUUUGGGAGCAUGUGAACAUCGGGGGUACCUUUAUCUUGCAAUUGAAUAUGCCCCCCAUGGAAAUUUACUGGACUUCCUUCGGAAAAGCAGAGUCCUGGAGACAGACCCAGCAUUUGCUAUUGCCAACAGCACAGCAUCUACGCUUUCGUCUCAGCAACUUCUACAUUUUGCAGCAGAUGUCGCUAGAGGGAUGGACUACUUAAGCCAGAAACAGUUUAUUCACCGAGAUUUGGCAGCAAGAAACAUCUUGGUUGGAGAAAAUUAUGUUGCAAAAAUAGCUGACUUUGGUUUAUCAAGAGGCCAAGAAGUUUAUGUUAAGAAGACCAUGGGACGGCUUCCAGUGCGAUGGAUGGCAAUUGAGUCUUUGAAUUAUAGUGUUUACACCACAAACAGUGAUGUGUGGUCAUAUGGUGUCUUAUUAUGGGAAAUUGUUAGUUUAGGUGGAACACCGUAUUGUGGAAUGACAUGUGCAGAACUCUAUGAAAAAUUGCCUCAAGGGUACAGACUUGAAAAGCCUCUCAACUGCGAUGAUGAAGUGUAUGACCUAAUGAGACAGUGCUGGAGAGAGAAACCAUAUGAACGACCAUCAUUUGCUCAGAUACUGGUGUCACUGAACAGGAUGUUAGAAGAAAGGAAGACAUAUGUGAAUACCACCCUAUAUGAGAAGUUUACCUAUGCAGGCAUUGAUUGCUCCGCUGAAGAAGCUGCUUAAGACAGGAAAAGAAUCUUCAUUCAUCAAUGAAGAAUGAAUGAAUGAAUGAAUCAAUCAAUGAAUAACCGAAAACUCAGUCUUCUGGAGCCCAAAAUGUGAUGUGCUGUGUUGACCUCUGUAUAGUUCUCACUGUAUAAUGUUUAAUUACAGAUAACUGAAAGGGGAUAUGAUUAACAUGUAUAAGUUCAUGAAGGA
This is a messenger RNA of Nothoprocta perdicaria, 3698 nucleotides long. RefSeq names its product TEK receptor tyrosine kinase (gene TEK). Gene Ontology annotation, biological process: angiogenesis; endothelial cell proliferation; positive regulation of kinase activity. Gene Ontology annotation, cellular component: signaling receptor complex; plasma membrane. Gene Ontology annotation, molecular function: transmembrane receptor protein tyrosine kinase activity; ATP binding; protein binding. The coding region runs from base 117 to 3503 and encodes 1128 amino acids. The transcript has 23 exons. The record is from RefSeq and is a predicted model, not a curated record. Lineage: Eukaryota; Metazoa; Chordata; Aves; Tinamiformes; Tinamidae.